GAGCCAGCCCAGCCUGCCCUGAACCACCAUGCUUGCUCUGGAGGCUGCACAACAGGUUUCCAAAGAUGGCAUGUUCUGGAGACAUUCGCCCCCAUCCUGCCCGGGUCUUCCCAGGCUGGACGGCCCACACUUGAGCUGUUUGCAGUACCCAGAAGGUGUCUUCUAUGACCUGGACAACUGCAAGCCCUUCAGUUACCCAGAUUCAGAUGGGGGCCCUGACUCCACAUGGGGCUGGACAGAGGCCCCACCUGCCUCCGCCAUCGCCCCCUAUGAAGUCUUCGACCCUGCUACGACUGCCUUUGCCCACUCCCAGGCUGUGCAACUCUGUUACGGUCAUGGUCUCGGCCCCUCUGCCUACAGUCCCGUGGGGACCCUUGACCCAGCCCCCAGCCUGGAGGUUCCAGGGCCUGACCUCCAGGUGUACCCCUCAGAGGACUUUGUCAGCCAGACUCUGGGCCCCUUGGCUACCCCGUACCCCAGCCCUGUGCUGUCAGAGGAAGAAGACAUUCUACUGGACAGCCCUGCCCUGGAGGUCUCGGACAGUGAGUCAGACGAGGCCCUCUUGGCUGGCACUGAGGCAGGUGCCCGCAAGAAACUGCGCCUGUACCAGUUCCUGCUGGGACUGCUGCUACGCGGGGACAUGCGCGAGUGCGUGUGGUGGGUGGAGCCGGGUGCCGGAGUCUUCCAGUUCUCCUCCAAGCACAAGGAGCUGCUGGCUCGCCGCUGGGGCCAGCAGAAGGGCAACCGCAAGCGCAUGACGUACCAGAAGCUGGCGCGUGCACUGCGCAACUAUGCCAAGACGGGCGAAAUCCGCAAGGUCAAACGCAAGCUCACCUACCAGUUCGACAGCGCGCUGCUGCCAACCACCCGGCGCGCCUGAGCGCCCCGCUACGACCCCUUUCUAGACCCCAGGCCCUAGUGUCCAUGAAGCCCCGUAAGGGGGCAGUAGGCUGCCAGGGUCCUCAGCUCUCACCAGGGCCUCCCCAGAGUCCCCCGCGCCAUAUAUGGGAUUCCCCAGAAUGGUCAUUUAAGGGGAGUGUCUUAUGACUGGCCAUUCUACAUACUCCUAGAAUGGUAGGUUUCUCUGCGGGGGGCUCCUGGUGGUGUUUGCAGUUCAGGAAUCCACUUUGGUACUUGCUGCGAGCCCUGUGAUCACACACGUCAUCGCACCAGCAGGUGGCGCUGUCUACAGCCCCCAAACCUUGUUUGUGUGUGUGUCGGGUGGGUGGGUGCGGGUCCCUCUGUGUUGCCCUGAGGCCCUGGUCAGAUCUGAGAUCUAGUUAUGUCUUUAUGUCUGGAGCCUUCUGAGAACCCUGUGUCAUCUAUGACUUUUCUCUGUGUCCAUCCAUGACUUUGUUUGAAACAGGGUCUCACUCUUUAGCUCAGGGUGGCCCCCAACUUGUGACAAUCCUCCUGCCACAGCCUCCCAAGUGUUGGGAUUACAGAGGCACACCACCACACCAGGCCUUUUCUUUUUCUGAGACAAGGUUUUACUGUGUAGUCCAGGCUAUCCUCAAGCUUGUGGUGAUCCCCUUGCCUCAGCCAUCCCUUGGGACCCUCUGGGAUCCACGUCUGAGAUGACUUGUUGGGGAGGGUGGGGGUGGGGCGUUCGGGGAUUCUUACAGACUGAGCCUUCUGGGGUCCUUUGUCAUAUGGGAAGUUCUCUAGCAUCCUAGGCUCCUGGCCACCCUGAGAUCACAUACCGACUCUUUUGUUUGAGGGGCUACCCGUGUUGUAUGUCAGGUCAGAAUCAUUCUAGCCCCUGGUCAGUUUGGGGUGUGUGACAAGGCCAGCGCCUGUUAUUUUUUAGACUGAGUCUCAGGUAGCUCAGGCUGGCUUUGAACUUACUGUGUAGCUGAGGAUGGCCUUGAGCCUCCGCCAGAGUGCUCAGAUUCCUGACACCAUCAUGAGCCUGUUUCUUUUCUUUUUCAUAAGUCAGGGUCUAUCUACGUGGGCCAGGCUGGCUUUAAACUCAUAACAGUCUUCCUGCCUCGGUGUCCAGAGCGCUAGGAUCUGAAUGUGUUCCGCCACACCCCGCUUACCCCACACCAUCACUUACAGACUUCUAAAGCUGGCCACCCCCCACCCACAAGGCAGGCAAAUUAAGCCCCUGCAGGUGUUGUCUUCAGAGGAAAGCACUCUUUACAGUGAUCUUUCAAACUAGGGAGCUCUCCCCAGUUCAGACAUCUGAACGGGAAACCUCUGGCCAGCUGUCUGUGUGCAGAGGCCCGAACCAGUCCCUUCCCAGUGCCUGCUGCCUCACCCUGUCACCACGCUCAGCUGCCUGUUCGGGCCCAGUCUUUUGAAGUGCUGGAUACAGCCAGCUGUAGGCCAACCUGGCUCAAUUGUGAGGUUCUCAUUGGGCCCCCAUAGCAGAAUCAGAACCCAAGGCUUUGAGCCUGAGCAGGCUGGGCCACCCAGGCCUAGGUCCCUCUGAGAAAGAGGAGGAAGAGGGCCUCCUUGCAACCCUGAUGAACCUGGGACACACCUAACUCACCUCUGGGUCACCAGGACGGGGAAGAGGAAUCAUGGAAGAUCCAGAUGUUCAUGGCCAAGGACAAGCUGGCACCAAAUAGAAUUCUUUCUUCAAAAGCUAACAUCAUCACUCUACAUGGAUAAUAAAUAAAAUCCUAAAUAAAGUUUA
This is a messenger RNA of Myodes glareolus (Bank vole), 2644 nucleotides long. It is a transcript of the gene Spib, whose product is annotated as Spi-B transcription factor. The record is from RefSeq and is a predicted model, not a curated record. Lineage: Eukaryota; Metazoa; Chordata; Mammalia; Rodentia; Cricetidae. Gene Ontology annotation, cellular component: nucleus. Gene Ontology annotation, biological process: regulation of transcription by RNA polymerase II; cell differentiation. Gene Ontology annotation, molecular function: sequence-specific DNA binding; DNA-binding transcription factor activity, RNA polymerase II-specific.